Molecule: messenger RNA, 610 nt
Organism: Corythoichthys intestinalis (scribbled pipefish)
Lineage: Eukaryota; Metazoa; Chordata; Actinopteri; Syngnathiformes; Syngnathidae
Product: transcription factor HES-5-like
Exons: 1
Coding region: 1-357 (118 amino acids)
Biological process (GO): regulation of transcription by RNA polymerase II; regulation of neurogenesis; anterior/posterior pattern specification
Cellular component (GO): nucleus
Molecular function (GO): DNA-binding transcription factor activity, RNA polymerase II-specific; RNA polymerase II cis-regulatory region sequence-specific DNA binding; protein dimerization activity
Source: RefSeq, a predicted model, not a curated record
AUGAUCCUCAUCAUCUUAAUCAUCAUGUCUUCACCACUCAACAAGUGUACUCACCCUAAUUUAUUGCUGUUACAGAUCCGAAAACCUCUGGUGGAGAAGCUCCGUCGCGAGCGGAUCAACAGCUGCAUCGAACAGCUGAAGUCUCUCCUGGCUUCAGAGUUCCUCCAGCAACAGCCAGACUCCAAGAUGGAGAAGGCCGACGUUCUGGAGAUGACUGUUUGCGUCCUCAGGAGACUCCGAGCAAGCUCUGGAGCAGGGAUGCACUUUGGAGCGUCCUGUGAGAAGAAGAUGAUUCCUCUCAGUAGCGUCAGGAAGAAGGAGAACUCGGUCAAGAGCGCCCCCUGGAGGCCGUGGUAGACACGACGACUCUUUCAAGUGAACUUGGCGUGGAUUUGUCAUGCGUGAUGCAUGAAUCGCAUCUCAUUGCAUUUGCAAUGACGCACUUUUCAUAUUUUUUAUGUAUGAAAACGAUGACAAAUUAUGUUAAUUUGUCAUGUUAUUGGUCCUAUUGGGCACGUUUUUGUUUUGUUGAUUCACUUCCAAUGGAAGUACAUGGAAGUAACGGCAUUAAUUUGCAAUACAUGUUGUAUGAGCAGUAUGAUUGCUUUGG